AUGAGGUCUUGGGCGUCUGAUUUGAUUUGGAGGGUGGUGAGACCCAAAUCCAAAGCUUGGUUGAGCGCUGAUCGAAUAGCGAGUGCCUCCAUUAUUGCUGAUGUGAUGAAGCGUUCAGCCGAUUAUCCGCGGGUGUGUUCUCCGCCAUCGUUGUCUAUGAAGAUCUAUCCCGUUCCUCCGGUUUGCGUUUCUUUUCUCCAUGAUCCAUCUGUGAAUCAGAUCAUAGCAUUUAGAGGGUUGUUGGGUGGUGUUGAGUGGAUUGUGUGUAGAUGGGUCUUUUGGUUGAACAGUUGUGCGAUUUGCCAUUCUCUUGCUUCCGAUAUUGCUCUGGUUAUUGUUGCUUCAGGGGAGAAGACUCGCUCUUCGAAGAUGAGAUGGUUCCUUGAGGUCCAAAUGACCCAGCAAAUCCACGGGAAGAGAGGACCCGCUCCAAUGCCAGUUGGUGGGAGGCAGAUCCAAUCUCUGGAUGCAAUGAGGGUUGUGGUAAAGUUGGGUAGGUUUUGGGGGUUGAUGAUGGUCUUGAGAGGUGCUUUGGACAAGACCUGUUGA
This is a messenger RNA of Microthlaspi erraticum, 549 nucleotides long. NCBI's taxonomy places the organism in Eukaryota, Viridiplantae, Streptophyta, Magnoliopsida, Brassicales, Brassicaceae. The record is from the annotation of a GenBank genome assembly.